This is a messenger RNA of Dendrobium catenatum, 2005 nucleotides long. Its product is annotated as meiosis-specific protein PAIR2. The record is from RefSeq and is a predicted model, not a curated record. Lineage: Eukaryota; Viridiplantae; Streptophyta; Magnoliopsida; Asparagales; Orchidaceae. The transcript is spliced from 20 exons. Bases 152 to 1852 code for a protein of 566 amino acids.
UGCUCAGCAAGUGAAGGCGGCUGAGAUUACGGAGCAGGAAUCAUUGCUGCUGACUAGAAAUCUACUCCGCAUUGCGAUAUUCAACAUCAGCUACAUACGAGGGCUUUUUCCUGAGAAAUACUUCAAUGACAAGUCGGUUCCCGCCCUAGAGAUGAAGAUUAAGAAGCUGAUGCCCUUGGACGCCGAAUCCAGGAGGCUAAUCGACUGGAUGGAGAAAGGUGUCUACGAUGCAUUACAGAAAAAAUACCUCAAGACACUAUUAUUCUGUAUCUGUGAGGAUGUAGAAGGCCCCAUGAUAGAGGAAUAUUCUUUUUCCUUCAAUUAUAUGGAUUCUUGCAAGGAAGAGGUGUCAAUGAACAUAAGUCGCAAUGGAAACAAAAAGAAUGGGGCCACCUUCAGGACUAAUAGCAUGGACAUCACUCCUGAUCAGAUGAGGAGCUCUGCUUGUAAGAUGAUUCGUACUCUGGUUCAACUGAUGAGGACUCUGGAUCACAUGCCAUCUGAGCGAACCAUUCUGAUGAAGCUUCUCUAUUAUGAUGACAUUACGCCAACGGACUACGAACCUCCCUUUUUUAGAAGUUGCAGUGAAAAUGAAGCCAGGAACAUAUGGACCAAAAAUCCAUUAAAAAUGGCGGUUGGAAAUGUCAAUAGCAGGCAUUUGGUAUUAGCCCUCAAGGUGAAGAGCAUCCUUGAUCCCUGUGAAGAUGACAAUGAUAACCAUCAAGAGGAAGAGGGGGAAAACUUAGGAGUCGAUUCUGAUCAAGAUCAUGAUUCCUCUUCUGACAGUGAUAUCCGCCCUUCCCUUGCUGACCAUUACUAUGUAGCUCCUGCUGGUGAGAAAUUUCCAGUUGAAGAUAAUGGAAACAACUCUGAUGCUGAAACUCAAGAUGCUUCACAUGAAGAUGAAUUGAUAACUCAAGUGAAGGACUGGAUUUUUUCUAGGCAUAUCAACACUUUUGAUCAUGCUGACAUUCUUUCCAAUUUUCCGGACAUAUCAAUGGCCCUAACUGAAGAUAUUGUGGAGAAGUUGCUAAAACAAGGAGUACUAUGUAAAGCUGGCAAGGAUAGUUACAUCAUCAGAAGGGAAAAGGUUUUUUUAUAUAUAUCUGUUUAUUUUCUCACUCUACUACUUUUUCUAACAAAUUUGUGCUAUCAGGAAAUGCAUACAGAAAACGACGAAGUGAAAGAAGAGUUUGUGGAAAUGCAUGACAUCCAACAAAGAAUGAAUACCAACGUUGAUGAGGACUACAUGUACAUGAAGGCUCUAUAUCAUGCUCUUCCAAUGAAAUAUGUGACAGCAGUGAAGCUUCAACACAAGCUGUCUGGAGAAGCCAAUCAGAAUACAGUAAAAAAAUUGCUCGAUAGAAUGGUUAAGGACGGCUAUAUUAAGAACACCGGAAAGAAGAGGCUUGGCAAGCUUGUAGUUCAAUCUGAAGCCAGCAACAAGAAGCUUGCUGAGGUCAAAGAAUUACUAGAUGGAAAAUCGAUGGAAAUUGAAAUCCCCAACCAAGCUUUUGAAUUCAACGCCAAAGAUCUACAGCACAAUGAUCACAACAUGAAGGAUGGCUCCACCUAUGGCGGCCUCCACUCCAUUGGAUCAGAUCUCACUCGCACCCGAGGACAAUCUGAACCACAUAAAAGUGAAUCAGUUCACAGUGGGCAGACAUAUAGUGGGAAAGCACAAGAGCCGCCGAUUUCUUCUUUAGAGAGUGGAGUUUUAGGAAGCAAGAUCUUCCGCCCUUCUGGAGCUGAAGGUAGCCGUUCAACACAAGAUAAAAGAUCUCGUAAAACAAGCAUGAUCAAAGAGCCUAUUCUUCAGAACCUGAAGCGUCAGAAGCCUGAAACUCAGUGAUUGGUAAAAAGAACUUAUGAUGAUACAACUAUUUAGAUACUGGCAUAUAGAAUUUCUAUCACAAUAUACCUUCUUGUCUAAUGGACUUUAGCUAUUGUUUUCCUGUUCUAAUCUAGAGAAUCUUUUUAUUGUUCUUUUAGUUUCCAGAUCAAA